Apus apus (common swift) is the source of this 3262-nucleotide messenger RNA. It is a transcript of the gene CFAP70, whose product is annotated as cilia and flagella associated protein 70. The transcript is spliced from 26 exons. NCBI's taxonomy places the organism in Eukaryota, Metazoa, Chordata, Aves, Apodiformes, Apodidae. The record is from RefSeq and is a predicted model, not a curated record. Gene Ontology annotation, biological process: cilium assembly; cilium movement. Gene Ontology annotation, molecular function: protein binding. The coding region runs from base 90 to 3155 and encodes 1021 amino acids. Gene Ontology annotation, cellular component: extracellular exosome; motile cilium.
AGGAAUCCUCCUCUGCUGUGCCUGCUCCCACAGCUCUUCCCAGCGAGCUCCAACCAACACCAGCAAAACCAGUAGAGAUCACGGUGCUGAUGGCGCAGGACCUGAGAAGUCUCAAAAGUGACCUGCAUGUUACUUCAGUGCACGUGGAGUACAAUGGAGCCAUCCUGGGAGACUCCUCCAGGGUUGAUGUCCUGCCAGAUGGGACAGCAAACUAUAAUUUCACCACCAGCUUCGAGUGUCACCCCGAUGGGCCCAACUCCUUGGAUGACAUUGCACAAAAACCUGUGCUCUUGACAGUGAUAGAAGUGUUGCAAAAGGAGAAGAAAAAGAAGGAGAAGACUGUGCCCCUUGGCCAAGCCGUGGUGGACCUGCUCCCCCUGCUCCAAGGACAGGGUUCAUUUCAGGUCUUUGCUCCUCUGUAUGCAGUGCCUGCCUCUCCAUCAGAGAGCCUUCACCCCGAGGCCAAGGGUGGCCUUGAAGUGACAGUGUGCUCCCAAGAGCCCUUGGUUCCUGCAGAACAGCUUUCCCAUUCGAAUCUCCUGAGUGUCACCCUGGAGGCAGCUUAUUCUGUCCCUGAAGCAUUUGCUCCUGCUGGACCCCUGCAAAGCUACAUGGUUUGUUUGCAAGUCCCAGCAGCUGGGGAGAGGGAAGCCCUCUUGCUCUUCAAGGAUGGUGUCCUGAAACCUGCUGGUGAAAAAGAACCAUUGCCCCGGCCCAAAAAAUGGCCCCUGAGUAACAUCAUGGCCCCAGCAGCUCUGAACAUCCCCAACUCCUUCAUCAUUGGUGGUCCCUAUGAGGAUGAGGAUGGAGAGCUCAACAAGAGAGAGGACAGGGAGUUCAGGAUGCAGGCAGAAACCUCCAGGAGAAUCAUCUGGGACAUGGAAAGACGCUGUUACCUGGACCCUGCUGCAGCUGCCACCCUGCAGCAGCGCGUUGCCGAGAGCCAGAGCUGGCCCGUGGAGAUCUGCAGGAUGGCCCUGCCCUCAGCCAGCAAAGGGAAAACCAGCAAAGCUGACAAGGGAGAUGAGGACAAGCAGAUUUUCUUCCAUGGUGUGGCCUAUGUCAACAUGUUGCCUUUGCUGUGCCCUGGGGUGAGGCAGAUCCGAGGAGCUUUCCCUGUCUGCACCUACCAAGACAGAGAGGUGCUGCUGAAGACCAAAAGCCAGCACAGUGUUUUGAGGGACCUCAGGAGGAAGCUCAGUCAGAAUAAAGAAGGACCAUGGGCCCCAGGACUGGGUACCCCCCUUUCCAGUGCUCUCAGCCAUACUCAGAGAGAAGACAAAAUCAACAAGGAGAGAGAUUCCAGCAGAAGGAUGUCUGGCACAUCCCUGAUCCUGUCGUCAGAUGCCACUGGAGAAGCUGAAAAUGCCACCCAGCACAGCCCUGAUGGACAGCAGUACUUUGAGGCAGGAACUUUCCUGCUGCUGGAGAUAAAGCUGGACAAGGCCUUGGUACCCAAGCGGACCCGAGAGGAGCUCAGCGACCGGGUCAAGGAGAUGAUUCCUCCUCGCCCCCUGCUGCCUCCCCGGACCUCAGGAGCCAAGAAGGCUGUGGAGGGUUAUCACAACUGUGUCAGGAACCUGGCUGUUGCCAUCCUCAGGGAAUAUCAGGAGCUCUUUGGGAAGCAGCUGCCUGAGUGGGGAGCAAUAGAGCCCCCAAACCUGGAGGAACAGAAGCUUCAGCUCAGCUGUGAGCUUGCUAGCUCUGGGAAAAAACUGGUUUAUAAGGAACAGCUCCAGUAUGCUGUCGUGAAGAUUGUGAGGGAGAAAUACCUAAAGACCAUGGCAUUUGAGACCCAGGAGCAGCUCCAGGAGUUCCUCUGUGAGCUCAAUGUGUACCUCAUGGACCAGAUGCACAUUGACCUCAACCAGCUCCUCUCCCAGGAAGCUGUUUCUCCCUCCCCUCCCACCCCCCUGACCGAGGAGCAGCUCUGCCUCUUUGCUCAAGAAGCUGAGCUCGACAAGGACUAUGAGCUGGCAAACUUCUAUCACCAACAGAGAUUAUCCCAGGACCAGCACAACAUCCAAUCCUGGCUGGACUAUGGAGUGUUCAACCUCCUGCUUGAGGACCCAACCAAAGCCCAGGAGUGCUUCCAGCAGGCUCUUUUUCUGGACCCUCAUCACAUCCAAAGCUUGCUGCUCUGUGCCACUGUGGCUGCCAUGCUGCAGCACUAUGAAGAGGCAGAGACUUUCUUUGAGAUGGCCUGCUCCUUGGAGCCACCCAGCACUGUAGCCUGGACCCUGUCAGGUUUGUUUUACGAGCUGCAGGAUGACAGUAUUCGGGCAGAAAUGGCCUUCAGGGAGGCUAGGAAGCUCCUGCAGGCACAGCUUGACAAGGAGAAGGGCAUCCCUGAGGGAGAAGGAGGGGAGGAGCACGUUUCUGCUGGCUCUGUGGGCUCUCCCAGCCCAGACCCAGCAGAGAACCCACCAGCACCAAGCCCUGCUUCAGGGCCUGGCCAACCUCCCUGCACCAUCUUCAUGAAGGCAGUGGAAUUCCUGCAGAAGGUCAAUGCCAUCCAGUUUCUUCACCAGGCACUUGCCCACGAGCUGCUGAACUUUGAGGAAGGUCCUUCCUGUGCCUACUACCUGGCCCUGGCCCACGCUUCCCUGCUGAAGGAAGAUUUCUCCAAAUGUGAGGAGUGUCUCCGUGAGGCCGUCGGCAUCGACUACACGAAUCCAAACGUCUGGGCUCAGAAGGGCCACCUCUGCUACCUGAGGGAGGAAUUUCCUGAGGCCAAGCUGUGCUAUGAGCAGACCCUGAGUUUCCUGGAGGAUGCUGUGGACAUGCACUGGGUCUGCCUGCGCCUGGGCUCCAUCUACCUGCAGGAGAAACAGUACGGGCGGGCCAAGCAGACCUACCUGCUCGCCUGCAAGGACUCAGCCUCCUGUCUCACCUGGCUGGGGGUGGGCAUCUCCUGCUACAGGCUGCACGAGCUGGCAGAAGCAGAAGAUGCUCUGACUGAAGCCAACGCCCUCAAUAACACCAACGCUGAGGUGUGGGGCUACCUCGCCCUCGUCUGCCUGCAGGCAGGACGGGAGAGGGAGGCAGAGCAGUGCUACAAGUACACGGUGAAGCUGGGCCUGAAGGACGAGGCGCUGCUGCGGGAGAUCCGCGCUGUCCACCAGCGCCUGGGCUUCGGGAACCCGGCCCUCUGAGCCCGGGGGGGCUGUCCCGGACCCCUCGGGGGGCUGUCCCGGACCCCUCUGAGCCCCGGGGGGUCUGUACCCAACCCUCUGAGCCCCCUCCCGGACCCCUCUGACCC